AUGGGGGAGGAGCAGGCUGUGGGCGGCUCCUUACUGUCACUGGGGGGCUUGCGAGCUGCUGCCCCUCUCCCUCCAUUCAUGCACCUGCCCUGGGGCUGCCUGGAUUCCCAGGGGCCUGUGGUUGCCCCCACCACCACGAAGCCCUCCAAGAUUUAUCCCCCUCAUCCAUUCCACGUCCAUCGGGAUCCCAACGGAUCCCAGGCCGGGGUCCAGACAGGCGGACGGCAGUUCCAGGCCUCGGGGUCCACUCAACGGUCGAUGGGGCUCCCGCGAGCACCGGAGGACUCGGGCUGUGAUGUAGGGGUGCACGGCCGCCAACCCUCAGGCCUCAAAAACGAGUGCGCUCAGGCCCUACCGCAGCAAGAUGCUGCCACCACCCCCCAUUUUCUCGUCCCAUGGGCCGGGGACCACAGGUGUGAGGGCAGGAGCCUGCGCAGCUCUCAGGACUCGCCCCCGAGUACCCACCUAGAGUUGCCCCCUCAGACCAACCCCCAGAAGCCGCGGACCAAGGCCCCACCCCCCCAAGACCCGCCCCUUCAGGCCCACCCACCCGUCACCUGCCCCUCAGACCCUCCCCCUACAGCCUGUCCAUCAGGCCUCCGGGGAGCCCGUCCCCCAAACCCAACCCCCAUAGAUCCGCCCCCUAAAUCUGUUCUCAAAGAGCCCCGCUCCCCUCGGGGCCGCCCCCGGGCCCCGCCCUCAGAGCCCGCCCCCGCCACAGAGCCCCGCCCCCUUAGGGCCCUCCCCUCAAGCCCGCCCACCUAG
Molecule: messenger RNA, 765 nt
Organism: Choloepus didactylus (southern two-toed sloth)
Lineage: Eukaryota; Metazoa; Chordata; Mammalia; Pilosa; Megalonychidae
Product: proline-rich proteoglycan 2-like
Exons: 5
Coding region: 1-765 (254 amino acids)
Source: RefSeq, a predicted model, not a curated record